Messenger RNA from Capsella rubella, 2267 nucleotides. RefSeq names its product protein SET DOMAIN GROUP 41. The transcript has 4 exons. The record is from RefSeq and is a predicted model, not a curated record. Gene Ontology annotation, molecular function: protein binding. NCBI's taxonomy places the organism in Eukaryota, Viridiplantae, Streptophyta, Magnoliopsida, Brassicales, Brassicaceae. Bases 285 to 2012 code for a protein of 575 amino acids.
UUGAGUAUUAGACUCCGGGAAAAUCUUGUUUUCCGCCAGUAUUCCAUGAAGUAUUUCACUAAUAAAAUUUCUACAAAAAAAAACCUCAGCUACAAUAGUCCAUGCUUUUUCUUAACGAAAAAAAGUUGAAAAAAAAAAAGAAAAAAACAAUUUUUAGAGAGAUAAAACGGCGUCGUUUGUAACAUAAACUACAAAGACUGAUUUGUUUUCUCUCUCACUUCAAACGACGCCGUAACUAAUCAGAGUAAAACCGGCAACUAUCAAACCGGUGAUACACGGCGGAGAUGGAGGUACUCGCGGCGGAGGAUAUCGACAUCGGUACAGAUAUAAUCCCACCACUCUCUCCUCUCGCUUCCUCUCUCUACGACUCCUUCCUCUCCACUCACUGCUCUUCCUGUUUCUCCCUUCUCCCCCAAUCUCCGCCGCACCCUCUCUACUGCUCCGCCGCAUGCUCACUCACCAAUUCUCUCAUCGAUCUCCCACAAUUCCCGCCGGAGAUAUCCCCAAUUCUCCCCUCCGACAUCCGUACAGCUCUCCGUCUCCUCAAUUCCACCACCGUCGUCACUUCCUCGUCACCGCACCGUAUUAAUGGCUUACUCACAAAUCACCACCGUAUCAUGGCUGAUUCUUCCCUCUCCGUCGCUAUACAAACCGCCGCUAGUUUCAUAUCCACCGUUCUUAGGUCUAACCGAGAAAACACAGAGUUGGAAGAAGCAGUGAUAUGCUCUGUGCUAACAAACGCCGUUGAGGUGCAAGAUAGCGCCGGACUUGCUCUUGGAAUUGCUCUUUAUGAUUCAAGAUUCUCUUGGAUUAACCAUAGCUGCUCUCCAAACUCUUGUUACCGUUUCGUCACCAAGACGACGUCGUUUCAUGAUGAUCUUGCUUUAGCUAAAACCAUUCCUCAUAUCAUCAUCACCAACACUGAAACAUCAUCCAACUUAGAAUCCAAGGCUUUGAGCUCAUUACAAGAACAAUUUUUGCAGGGAAGAAGAGUUGGAUAUGGACCUAAGGUGAUUGUUAGGAGUAUUAAGAGGAUUAAGAGUGGUGAAGAGAUCACUGUAUCGUAUAUGAACUUACUUCAACCCACGGGAUUGAGGCAGUCGGAUUUGUGGUCGAAAUAUCGGUUUAUGUGUAACUGUGGACGAUGUGUGGCAUCACCUCCGGCUUAUGUGGACUCUAUUCUAGAGGGGGUACUUGCGUUGGAGCCUGAGAAAACAACUGUUAGACUCUUUCAUGGAACCACCAACAAAGAUGAAGCAGUGGGAAAGAUGUCUGAUCAUAUUCAAGGAGCCAUUGAUGAUUUUCUAUCAGACAACAUUAAUCGCAAAACAUGUUGUGAAAGGAUUGAAACUGUGCUGCAUCACGGCAUCCAAAUCACAGCAGAUUCACAGCCUCGUCAUCUGUGGUUACAUCCGUGUCACCAUGUUGCUCUGGAUGCUUACAUUACUCUGGCUACUGCCUACAAAAUCCGUACCAUUGAUUCUGAAACUGACAUGGGGAAGGCUUUUGACAUGAGGAGGAUAAGUGCAGCCUACUCUUUCUUCCUUGCUUGUGCUUCUCACCAUCUCUUCUCAACAGAACCUUCUUUCGCUAUGUCUGCCGCAAGUUUCUGGAAAAAUGCUGGAGAAUCGUUGUUAGAUCUGGCCAUGAAGUUUUCGACAGACUCAUCCGUAGAAACUCCAUACAAAUGCACCAAAUGUCUUAUGCUUGAAACCCCUGAUUCAUACAGAAAAAUCGAAGAAAAGUCGAAGCAGAUUCUGAGUUGUGUCACAGAAAUCUCACAAGUCGUAUGGAGUUUCCUCACUCGCGGUUGCCCUUACCUGGAAAAGUUUAGUAGUCCACUUGAUUUCAGCUUUACAACGACCCCUCGCAACGAGAGAGAAGAAUCGAAUAAGGAUCAGAUGGUAAGUGUUAUCUUACUACUCUCUUUUCACUGCUUACUAUACGCAGACCUUCUGACUGAUUUAUGUUAUGGUCAGAAGUCACAUUUGGUGUCUCGUUAUCGAAUGUGACAAACCGUUUGCUUGAGUUGAGGAAUUGGUAUUUUUAUGUUAUAUGUUAGUUUGGUCCAAGGAAACAUGUACUCACAGCAAAACUAGCCAUAGAUAAAUGUAAAUUGGUUAAAUUUACGAAAUGGGUUGUGGCUAUGGUCUAAAAGUAUUUGACUUGGCUGUUGUUUGUUCCAAACAUUAUUGAUCUCGAAGUUUGCUACUCAAAAUGACUCAUGCAAUAAACACAUUAAGCAAGUCUCAGAAAUUACAAUGUCA